Rhizophagus irregularis DAOM 181602=DAOM 197198 is the source of this 888-nucleotide messenger RNA. Lineage: Eukaryota; Fungi; Glomeromycota; Glomeromycetes; Glomerales; Glomeraceae. The record is from RefSeq and is a predicted model, not a curated record.
AUGACUAAGAAAAAAGGCAAGAGAAAAGUUAGCGAAGCAGACAAAAUUGCUUUGAAGUUGGGUUCUAAUUCUAAAGAUCAAACAGAACAAUGUAAUACUGCAAUGCAAGUUGAAAUGGAUCGUGAAGUUGCAGAUAUUAAUGUAGGACAAAUAUCAAACAAGACUAAUAGUUUAAAAAACUGUUUAACUCAAAAUAAAGAAAUAUUUCAAGUAAUUUAUGAUGUUAAAAACGAGCAAAAGGAAUUUUAUAAGAAAACUCGUGAACAAUUAAAUGAACUAUUGGAAAAAGUUGACCAAUUUAUGAUUCCUGAAAACUCUUAUUGGAAGAAUUUAGCAUCAAAAACUUGUAAAAUUCAAUUACCCAUUCUUGGGAUUUAUACAGAAGGUAUUGCAUUUCAAAAAGCAUUUGAGGCUAUGCUUGAACAAGAAAAACCUGGAUACAUUGAGAAGCAUGGACCUCAAUGGAUGCAUAUUUAUGAAGGACGAAUUAAACCUUUGUGUAAUGAUAUAAUUAAAAGUUGGCGUUGUGAUAAAACCAAAGAUAUCCGUGCUGCCAUAUUUGACAUAUUUGGUGAAGAUUGGCUAGUUCAUAUAAAUACUACUGCAUCAGCUGAUGAUAUUUGUUCAUUUAAACAAUCACGUAAAACCAAAAAAGCAUUCGAAUGCUAUAUUUAUUUGGAUUGUCUUUCUAAUUCAAAGGAGAUAACCGCAAAUACUACUAAACAAAUUAGACUUAUGGAACUAUGUAAAGAAAAUGAUAGUAAUACUAGUAGCAACAAUAGCGGUGAUAGUGAGAGUAAUUAUGAUCAAGAAUUGGAGGAUAAUCAAGAAUUAGGGGAUAAUCAAGAAUUGGAGGAUAAUCAAGAAUUGGGGAUAAUCAAGAAUUAG